CCUGGCUCUCUCGCUCCAACUACACCACUGCGCCGGAGGCCUGAUAGUGCUGCACCGCACUCACCGGAAGUAGUUGACUGGGCGGAAGCUUAUCCACAGGAAGUGGUAGGCGUACUUUCUCUUCCGGUCUCUUUGGCCUCGCCGGUAGAAGCAAGAUGACGAAAGGAACGUCAUCCUUUGGAAAGCGUCGCAAUAAGACGCACACGCUGUGCCGCCGCUGUGGCUCCAAGGCCUACCACCUUCAGAAGUCGACCUGUGGCAAAUGUGGCUACCCUGCCAAGCGCAAGAGAAAGUAUAACUGGAGUGCCAAGGCUAAGAGGCGAAACACUACCGGGACUGGUCGGAUGAGGCACCUAAAGAUCGUCUACCGAAGAUUCAGGUACAGUUUUGUUUCCCAGUCAUUGGUCCUUGGUAGUUCUGUUUACUUGUCACUUCCCACUCUUGGUGAAUAAGUAAUCCUCCUGGGGUUGGUUUUUGGCUUGAAACACCCACAUUCGUCCAGACUGUAUGAAUGGUAUCUGAGAGGCAGAUUAUUUGGUUCAGCCCCCACUUCUUCAGAUUUUGCUCAAAUGUUCUGGAUACUAGUCAUCAGUCCUAACAACAUGGGAGACUGGGCCUUGGUGUUCCUUAAAAAUCCAGAAAUCUCAGCCCCCUCUCAGAUUGUGCUGUCGUCUGUAUUUUGACAGUUGCUAUAGUAUUUGUCUUUGUAUUUACACUUUGUUUUGUGGGCUUGCUCUGUGGUGAUUUGCUAGUGUUUAGUAGGCUAGUGGUGUGUUUUAAGUCCAAUUAACCUUCAUGUGCUUCAUAUCACUCAUCUUCUGUAGAAAUGAGUGUUUCUUACCAUUUAGACUUCUAAGUUGAGCAGUUUCAAAGGUUCUGUUAAACGUGGUCGGUGUUUUUCUGUUACUAAAAAAGCAUGCCAGGGCCUGUCCUUUAUAGCAUAAAGAAUAGCUUCAUAAAUAGUUCUUGUGGAAAUUAGAAAGUUAAGCUCAAAAUUGUUGAGACAGUUAACUGUAAUAUAAUGUGGGUGUUUUGAUUGGGGUAAAAUACUAGCUUAUCGAUGAUGUCCUAAAAGUAAAUGUCUGAACAUAUGAAUGCUAUACUGAUUUCAGCAUUUAACUGAGAUAAGCUCAUGAAGGUCUUCUGAUCAAUUUGGAAGUAAUGUUUGGUGUUGCUGCAUUAACUUCUCUUGUCUUUAACAUGGCACAGACAUGGAUUCCGUGAAGGAACAACACCUAAACCCAAGAGGGCAGCUGUUGCAGCAUCCAGUUCAUCUUGAGGAUUUCAAUCGGUCAUAAAAUAAAUGUUCUGGUUUCAAAAA
Messenger RNA from Rattus norvegicus (Norway rat), 1321 nucleotides. NCBI's taxonomy places the organism in Eukaryota, Metazoa, Chordata, Mammalia, Rodentia, Muridae. The record is from RefSeq and is a predicted model, not a curated record.